Molecule: messenger RNA, 1708 nt
Organism: Alligator sinensis (Chinese alligator)
Lineage: Eukaryota; Metazoa; Chordata; Crocodylia; Alligatoridae
Gene: MLF2
Product: myeloid leukemia factor 2
Exons: 10
Coding region: 301-1032 (243 amino acids)
Biological process (GO): regulation of DNA-templated transcription
Cellular component (GO): cytoplasm; nucleus
Source: RefSeq, a predicted model, not a curated record
CCACGUGGGGCCGAGGGGCAAGUGCGUGAGGGCCGGGGCCCUGGUGGCAGAGCGGCUGGGCCUGGGCCCCAGUGUGGGCGGGGACGGGCACCUUGCUCCGCUCUGACCCCUGGUGUCCUUCACUGCGGGGUCACGCCCGCCCGCCUGUGCUGUGCGAGGAAUAGCGAGAGGCCCACCAGGCCCUGGCCCCAGACAAAGGAGGUGAUGCAGUCGCCGCCACAAAGGGCCUGCCGCGGUCUCCAUUCCCGCUGGCCCUUGGAGAGGGCUCCACCUCGGAGCCGGCCCUGAUCGGAGGGCAGCAUGUUCCGGUUCAUGAGGGAUGGCGAGCCCGAGGACCCCAUGUUCGCAAUGGACCCUUUUGCCAUCCACCGCCAGCACAUGAACCGCAUGCUCUCUGGCAGCUUCGGAUUCAGCCCGUUCCUCAGCAUCACUGAUGGGACCAUGCCCGGGGUGCGCCAGGCGGGCCGCAGAAUGCAGGCAGUAGCCAUCUCGCCCUUUGGGAUGCUGGGAACGGCAGGUGGUUUCAUGGACAUGUUCGGAAUGAUGAACGACAUGAUUGGGAACAUGGAGCAUAUGACAAGCGGUGCCAACUGUCAGACAUUUACCUCCUCAACAGUUAUCUCCUAUUCCAACCUGGGUGAUGGCCCCAAAGUUUAUCAGGAGACCUCAGAGAUGCGUUCUGCACCUGGUGGGAUCCGCGAGACGAGACGAACUGUGCGGGACUCGGACAGUGGCCUAGAGCAAAUGUCAAUUGGGCACCACAUUGGGGAGCGAGCACACAUCAUGCAGCGCUCAAGGAAUCAUCGUACAGGGGACCAGGAGGAGAGGCAAGAUUACAUAAACAUGGAUGAGAAUGAUGCAGCUGCAUUUAAUGAUGAGUGGAGACGAGAGACAUCCCGGUACCGGCCACAACGAGGGCUAGAUUAUCGACGUCAUGAAGGCAGCAGUGGCCGCCGAGCUGAAGGAACACGUCUUGCUAUCCAGGGUCCUGAGGAUUCUCCAUCCAGACAGUCCCGUCGGUAUGACUGGUGAAUCCAGAGCAGACUGUGUGGGGGUGCAGUAUGAUCACCCCCACAUCUACCUAUGCUUUCUUGUACAGACAGUGAAACUGAUGAAGCCCCUUCAAAACACCGCUUGGACCCUUUUUGAAUUUAAUAUUAAACUCCCCCAUCCUCUUAAGAAUUGAAUAAAGCAACUAACCCUCUGCACUAGUCUCUUUGCCCAGUAGGGGUGUUGCUGGAGGCAUGGGGAUGUUGAUGUUGUACAGUGGACACGUUUAUAACCCUGCCUCAAUUUCUCCUUUUCUUUUUUCCGAUCUCCCUUUUGGCUCUGUUACUUCUGCCAGUAUUGGUGGGUGCAAAGGGCCAGUACCAAGGGUUUUUUUUUUUUUUUUUCAUCCUGUCCAGUUCUUCUGUGCCUGGCUCUGGCUGGUUCUGGAACUGAAAUGAUUGUGAAGAAAUUCUCCUGGGCUCCCUGUUAGUCCCCUUAGUGAGAGGAAAGCCCACUUCCUCUGUUGCUCCCUGUUACAGUAUGGGGAGGGUGAAAGGAUGUGCAUAUGGGAGGUAGAGCAGAACAAGAGCUGGACCAGUUUGUAACCCGUUGAACCCUCCUUCCAAUCAACUCCCUCACUUUUUUUUUUUUUUUUUUUAAUUUCUGAAACUUGUAACUAGAUGUCUACUGAAUAAAGGAACAAAAGCUCUAAAGAAAA